Messenger RNA from Papaver somniferum (opium poppy), 4468 nucleotides. RefSeq names its product ABC transporter C family member 10-like. Gene Ontology annotation, biological process: transmembrane transport. Gene Ontology annotation, cellular component: vacuolar membrane; plant-type vacuole. The record is from RefSeq and is a predicted model, not a curated record. The transcript has 11 exons. Gene Ontology annotation, molecular function: ATP hydrolysis activity; ATP binding; ABC-type transporter activity. Bases 438 to 4196 code for a protein of 1252 amino acids. Lineage: Eukaryota; Viridiplantae; Streptophyta; Magnoliopsida; Ranunculales; Papaveraceae.
CCAUCGUUUUUACAGGCAAUCGUUUGAUGUCUCAGCUGUUUUAGCAAGUCCAUUGUUUUUUAGGGACGUCAUUGACGUUGUGCAAGUUAAUGAAUCUUUUAAACAUGAUGGGUUCUUACUAGCUAGAUUCACUGUUUCCAGAUUUGUUGUUUUGUAUGUUUUGGCCAGCCGUCCACCUCAAGAAAGAAUAUCAUACUAGUCCCACCCUGUAGAUUCGAUUUCUUUUAUAGACCUUAAAACUAAAAGUCUUUUAGAUUGCAUUUUUUUAUUUUGCUGACAAAUAAUGACUUUGACAUAAUUUGUUUCAUAUCAUGCAUUAUAAUGAAAAUACUUUAAGCACCGAAAAAGAAGAGAACAAGUAUCAAUCACUUAAGGAAAUGCUCUUUGCAAAACCUUAAAAGGUGAAAAUUAUACACUUCAACUAGGUAAGCAAAAGUAUGGAUAACCAUAUUAAGAGUGAGACUCCUUUUGCAAAAGCUGGGUUUCUUAGCAAAUUAUCUUUUUGGUGGCUGAAUCCGUUGAUGAAAAAGGGUAAGAAAAAGGCACUCGAAGAUGAUGAUAUACCCAUGUUAAGAAAGAAGAAUAGAGCAGAAACAUGUUACUUAAUGUUUAUGGAACAGCUGAAGAAACAAAAGCAAACUGAACCGUCAAUUUUAUGGGCAAUCAUUUUAUGUUAUUGGAAAGAGAUCUUAAUUUCUGGCUUCUUUGCUCUUUUCAACACAAUAACUCUUUCAGCAAGUCCAUUAUUUCUUGGUGCUUUCAUUGACGUUGCAGAGGGUAAAGAAUCCUUUAAACAUGAGGGAUAUGUACUAGUUAUACUACUGCUCUUCACAAAAUUCACCGAGUCCCUUUCUCAGCGACAGUGGUUCUUUCGAUGUAGAUCAAUGGGAAUUGAAGUGAGGUCUUUGCUCUCAGCAGCUAUUUAUAAAAAACAACUCAGGGUUUCUAGUGCUGCUAAGACAAUGCUUUCAGCUGGUGAAAUAAUCAACUAUGUUACUGUAGAUUGUUAUCGAGUUGGGGAAUUCCCUUUUUGGUUGCAUCAAACAUGGGCAGCAUGCCUACAAAUAUGUCUUGGAUUAGCAAUUCUUUUCCGUGCAGUAGGGGUUGCAUCGUUUGCAGCCUUGGUUGUUAUAGUACUCUCUGUGAUAUGCAACACUCCCUUGGCUAAAUUACAGCAUAAAUUUCAGAGUAAGCUUGUAAUAGCGCAAGAUAAAAGGCUUAAGGCUAUAUCAGAAGCUAUUCUCAACAUAAAGAUUUUAAAGCUUUAUGCUUGGGAGAUGUAUUUCAAAUCUGUUAUAGAUAGACUAAGGAAAGAGGAGGUCAAGUUUUUGGAAUCUGCUCAGCGAAUGAAAGGAUAUAAUACAUUUCUGUUUUGGAUCUCACCUAUAUUGGUUUCUUCUGCAACUUUUGUGACUUGUUACUUCACAAGGGUUCCUCUCAAUCCUGGUAAUGUCUUCACUUUUCUAGCAACGCUGCGGGUCUUGCAGGAACCUGUCAUGCUGACUCCAGAUAUUAUUGCAAUGACCAUUCAUGCAAAAGUUGCGUUCAGGCGGAUUACGAUUUUUCUUGCUGCAGAGGAGUUAGACUGUGAAAAAUUCAGGCACAUGGAAUGUACGGAGCACCAUAAGCACGGCAUUUCCAUCAGUUCAGGUAAUUUUUCAUGGGAAGGGAAUCCGUCAAUACUCAACUUAAAGAGUGUGAACCUUGAGGUUAAAUCUGGUGAGAAAGUGGCUAUCUGUGGAGAAGUUGGUGCAGGUAAAUCAACCCUUUUAGCUGCAAUUCUUGGAGAAGUUCCUAAGCUGGAUGGAACGGUUCAAGCUUAUGGAAAGAUUGCGUAUGUUUCUCAGAUGGCAUGGAUUCAGUCAGGAAGUAUACAAGAUAAUAUUCUGUUUGGCUGUGCCAUGGAUAAGCAAAAAUAUCAAGAAACAAUAGAAAAGUGUUCGCUGGUAAAAGACCUUGAAAUGCUACCUUAUGGUGAUCUUACUGAAAUAGGAGAAAGAGGAAUUAAUUUAAGUGGUGGUCAGAAGCAGCGCAUUCAACUUGCUCGUGCAUUGUAUCAGGAUGCUGAUAUAUAUCUUUUAGAUGAUCCAUUUAGUGCAGUUGAUGCUGAUACUGCCGGUAACAUAUUCAAUGAAUACAUAAUGGGAGCUCUAUCAGGGAAGACGGUCUUACUUGUUACUCACCAAGUAGAUUUCCUCCAAGCAUUUGAUUCUAUUUUGUUGAUGGCAGAUGGGGAAAUCCAGCAUGCGGCUCCAUAUCAUCUGAUGCUGUCUUCUAAUCGAGCAUUUCAUGAUCUUUUUAAAGCACACAAAGAUACAGAUACUUCCGAAAUUGGUGCUUCUCCUGAUAAAUCUGGAAUCUUUUCGGAGGAUACAGAGAAAAUUUAUUGCAGGGAUCAACUAAUUGGAUCAGUAGAGCAUCAGCUGAUCGAACAAGAAGAGAGAGAAACUGGAGACACUAGGUGGAAGCCAUAUCUACAAUAUUUGAAUCAGAAUAAAGGAUUCUUUUACUUCUCUAUAGCUAUUAUAAGUCAAAUCAUCUUUUUGGCUUUUCAAAUACUACAGAACUACUGGAUGGCUGCUAAUGUUCAGAAUCCAGAAGUCAGCAAAUUGCGGCUGGUCCUGACAUUCUCUCUAAUUGGAUGUAGUUCUAUGUUCUUUACGCUCUUUCGGUCUCUUGCUACAGUUGCUUUAGGUAUGAAGGCUUCAGAGUCAAUAUUUGAACAGUUAUUGAGCUCUCUUUUCCAUGCACCGACCGCUUUCUAUGAGUCUACUCCUUUGGGAAGGAUACUAAGUCGGGUUUCAUCAGAUUUGAGUAUUGUAGACCUAGAUCUCGCAUCCAAUUUUGUCAAAGCUGUUAUGGGUGCCAUUACUACUGCAGCCUAUCUUGGAGUUCUAGCUGUUAUUACUUGGCAAGUUGUGUUUGUCACCGUACCAAUGGUCUAUAUGGUGAUUCUUGUACAGAGGUACUACUCUGCUUCUGCAAAUGAGUUCAUGCGAAUCAAUGGAACAUCCAAGUCUAUGAUAGCAAGCCAUCUAGGCGAAUCCAUAACAGGAGCAAUGACAAUUAGGGCAUUUGGAGUGGAAGAUCGAUUCAUCACCGAAAAUCUUUAUCUUAUCGACAGAAAUGCUAGUUCUUCAUUUCACAUCUUUUCUGCAAAUGAGUGGUUGAUCCAACGUUUGGAAACACUUUGUGCCAUUAUCCUCUGUUCCUCAGCCCUUGUAAUGGUUUUGCUUCCUGCAAAAACUUUUGGUUCUGGAUAUAUUGGGAUGACACUGGCUUUUGGUCUUUCAUUGAAUAUGCAUCUUGUUUUUUCUGUUCAAAUGAAGUGCACACUAGCAAAUGAUAUCAUAUCUGUAGAAAGGCUAAACCAGUACAUGCAGAUUCCCAGUGAAGCCUCAGAAGUCAUUGAAGAAAAUCGGCCCCUCCCUAGUUGGCCUGCUAUAGGUAGAGUGGAGAUCCGUGAUUUGAAGAUAAGGUAUAGGCUCAAUACUCCGAUUGUUCUUCAUGGGAUUAGUUGCACAUUUGAAGGUGGUCACAAGAUUGGGAUCGUUGGUAGAACUGGCAGCGGGAAGUCGACUCUAAUUGGUGCUCUCUUUCGACUCGUUGAACCGAUAGAGGGAAAAAUCAUUAUUGAUGGGGUUGACAUCUCAACAAUAGGGCUUCAUGACCUAAGAUCACGCUUAGGUAUCAUACCCCAGGAUCCUACACUCUUCAACGGAACUGUCAGAUACAAUCUGGACCCCCUUUCCCAACAUACAGACCAGGAAAUUUGGGAGGUUCUUGCAAAAUGCCAGCUUAGGGAGACAGUACAAGAGAAAGAAGAAGGUCUAGAUAGUUCAGUUCAACAAGAUGGUGUGAACUGGAGCAUGGGACAACGUCAGUUAUUUUGCUUGGGGCGCGCAUUGUUAAGGGGAAGCCAGAUAUUAGUGCUUGAUGAAGCUACUGCUUCAAUAGACAACACAACAGACGCCAUUCUCCAACAAACCAUACGGACAGAAUUCAAAAAAUGCACAGUUAUCACAGUAGCACACAGAAUACCUACCAUUAUGGACAGUUCAAUGGUGCUUGUGCUUAGUGAUGGGAAAAUUAUGGAGUAUGAUGAACCAAUGAAGUUGAUGAAGAUGGAAGGUUCGCUAUUUGGGCAACUUGUGAAAGAGUACUGGUCUCACAUUCACUCUGCAGAUUCAAGAUAAUGUGCUAUCACCAAUUCCAAAAAUGUUGCAAGUGUACCUUUUUAUCGAAAAAUCUUGGAAACUUGGCUGAUAGCUAGCCCAUGUAGGACUAUUAGAAUGUAAGUGUCUGAUCCCAGGUAAGCGGCAGAGAAUUUGUGCUUGUAACGUAAGCUGUUGAGAUUAUUAGUCCCACAUUGUUGGGCAAUCUAAGAUCCCGCGAUUUAUAAUUUCGUAGGGCCUCUCCACUGAUUGCCAAUUGGUUUUGAGUUGGAUGCCCGCAGACUUUAACAUGG